Protopterus annectens (West African lungfish) is the source of this 3541-nucleotide messenger RNA. It is a transcript of the gene LEMD3, whose product is annotated as LEM domain containing 3. Gene Ontology annotation, cellular component: nuclear inner membrane. Gene Ontology annotation, molecular function: chromatin DNA binding. The coding region runs from base 64 to 2499 and encodes 811 amino acids. The transcript is spliced from 13 exons. Gene Ontology annotation, biological process: negative regulation of BMP signaling pathway; nuclear envelope organization. Lineage: Eukaryota; Metazoa; Chordata; Ceratodontiformes; Protopteridae. The record is from RefSeq and is a predicted model, not a curated record.
UCUUGCAUGAAAGUCUAUAUGUAACGUCAUGUCCUGUAGGACGAGCGUGCAACACUCGGUAAUAUGGCGGCGGUACAAUUAACGGAUAGGGAGCUUUGGACCGAGCUUAAAAGUCUUGGGUGUCUUGCAGGUCCUAUUACUGAAAGUACGCGCCCGGUUUAUCUAAAGAAACUAAAGAAAUUACGUGAUGAACAACAGCGUGCUGGAACCCCCAAAUCCAGAAAUAUCAACAGGACAAUCCCAGCAGCCGGAACGUCUGGAGUCCGGGCCAGACCCGCCAGUGAUGACGUCACUCAGAUGAGCAAUUGCCUCCCCAGCAGGAAUGUGUCUGAGAAAAGGUUAGAUGGCAGUAAGUUUGUACUGGGAUUCAGCUCCGACGAGUCUGAUGCAGAGGCUGCCCCGAAGAGGCCUUUUAGCAAGAGGGACCAAAGUCCUCACCAGCGUUGGGAACUCAGGCCUAUGUCCUAUAAAAGACAGGGAUUUGGCUUUAACACUGUUUCAUCCCAUGAAAACAGGAGGAAGCAGGCAUCGUUAUGGGAGAGUAAUUUAAGUGCUAUGAAUCGGACUGAAUUUGAGAAUCAUGUUGAGGAGUACCAAAAUAAUCGGGUCAAUAACAUUAACUCUAUUAAAAGCAGUUAUUCGGACUCUGAAGAAGAAGUAGGUAGUUCAGAUGUAUGGUGUACGAUCAAGCCCAGACGUACACCUGGUAAAACAGGGUCGUCUGCUAAUAAAAGUAAAGGGAUGGAGACGGGCAAGAAGCACACUGGAGCUGCCACGCUUUUAAGUGGCAGCACUGCCUUUGGAAGCCUUGGCAUAGCUCAGGGCGGACUGGAAGAAAUGGAAAGUGAUAAAAAGGUGACGUCCUUCACUGCAAAUGUGAAUAAUUGUGGAUCUGUGUUAAACGAUAGAGAGAGAACUAGUAACAGUGUUGGUGCCCAUAGAAAAAGCAGUCUGGACGCAAACAGCACCUUUAAUACCACUUCGAAAGUAUGUUCCAUUCCGAACAACACAAGUGCCUCCCACACAUUAAAUCAUAUCGGUCAUUUGGACACCAGACAUACUUAUUGCCAAAGUGCAUAUAACAGGGAGCGGACGGGACCUGAAGAAGAACUUCUCCAGCAGUUUAAAAGCGAGGAAAUGUCUAGUAGUGCCCGCGUCAGUGCUCACUAUCUGUCAAUGGUUCUUUUGACUGCUGGGUGCUUGUUUUUUCUAAUUCUUGGAUUAACCUACUUGAAGGUUAGAGGUUCGGCAGCUCCUCAGAAUAAGGAAAUAAUCAUUAAUAAUCCAUGUGGUCCGAAGUUUGAAGAGCUAGAUAUUGAUCAAAAGAAGUCCGUACUUAACAUCUUACACAAGUUGCACGAUUAUUUGGCAAAAACAGCAGGGGAUCAUGACUGCGGUAAUAACAUGCAUGAUAAAAAGAGAAGUUUGUCCGUCCAAGAUGCAUUUGAGUAUUUAAGUACAGUUGUUAGAGGUCAAGAUAUGUUUAAUGCAUCGAUCCAGUGCAUUCUAGAUAGUAAAGAUGAUGUAGGUAUUAGGUGCAUUGGUGCCACCUCAGAAAAGUUAACAGAUGUAUCAGAUGUGAAAUACCUGGAAUCAACACGCCCACAGAUGCCAUUAAUUUGUCGUUUUCAGCGAGCUUUUGUUACAGUCAUUCAUAGGAUGCUUUUAUUACUUGUUUGUGUUGGCCUAGUGUGGAGUGUUCUUUCUUACAUGAAAUAUCGCUGGAGAAGAGAGGAGGAGGAAAUUAGAAAGAUGUAUGACAUUGCAGAAAAAAUCAUAGAUGUUUUAAAAAGCCAUAAUGAGGCCUGCCAGGAAAAUAAAGGUUUGGAGCCGUAUCUGCCAAUUCCACAUGUGCGGGACUCUCUUAUACAGCCUGAGGACAGGAAGAAAAUGAAGAAUGUGUGGAACAGAGCUGUUGACUUUCUUGCUGCUAGUGAAUCUCGACUUCAAACUGAGAAACAGAGAAUUGGUGGUAGUGAUUUCAUGGUUUGGAGAUGGGUGCAGCCAUUAGCACAGUAUGAUAAAGUUUCUGCAGUACCUUCCAAAGUCUGGCAAGGGCAAGCAUUUCACUUGGAUAGAAGAAAUUCUCCACCAAACAGUUUAACUCCCUGUUUGAAGAUUCGCAACAUGUUUGAUCCAGUCAUAGAAGUAGGGGACCAUUGGCAUUUAACAAUUCAAGAAGCAAUCUUGGAAAAGUGCAGUGAUAAUGACGGAAUUGUACAUAUUGCUGUGGACAAGAAUUCUAGAGAGGGUUGUGUAUAUGUUAAAUGUUUAGCACCAGAAUAUGCUGGAAAGGCUUUUAAGGCAUUGCACGGCUCUUGGUUUGAUGGAAAGCUGGUAACAGUAAAAUAUCUCCGAUUAGAUCGAUACCACCAUCGUUUUCCUUCAGCUAUAAACUGCAACACUCCCUUGAAACCUUCAAACAAGUAUAUGACUUCCAUGUCACAUCUUCGUCUUCGGACUACUGCUACCACAAGCUCUUCUCAGGGUACUUCUUGAGAAGUUUAUUUGGCAUUGCCAGUAACUUAACUUGCAUCAAGAAAGCUUCUGUAUUGACUCAGUCUUCCUUUUAUACAUUUUUUGUAUGUAACUAUUCAUUUUAAGAUUAUUAGUUUGUCAAGCAUUCUGUUAAACUGAAUUAAAAUUCCAAAGGGCAUUGCUGUAGAAAAAACACAGUAGUGCAGAGGCAGAUGAAUGGUCUUGUAGGGAAAUUUGUGCACUUUUUCCAGACAACUCCAGUAAUUACUGAUGCCCAUAAUGUGUGAUUUAUUUCUGUCUGGUGUAUUUUAUGACCAAGAACUACGGUUUUAACUGCUUGAAAAGUAGCAGGCCAAGGAUCCCAUUCAAUUCAAAGUUCAGAUAAACUGCAAGAAUCCAAUUAAAUUCAAAGUUCAGAUAAUCAAACUGGUAAAUUUUACUAGUGCUGUCAAGGAUUUCUAACAGAGCUGGGUUAAAAUUUGCUCCAUUGAUGCUUUGACCUUUCUGAUGCCAUUGUGACCUGUGUUGCUGCAGCAAGACUGCUAAGCAGUUUAACACUAUGUUUUGACAGUUGCAAAUAUAUUUACAGAACUUAUCUUUUGUACAUAUGUGUAAAUAAUGGUGGUGGGCAGUAGUUUCUGUACAUCUUUGUUGAAUAAGUUUACUGUUUUAUUCGUAAUCUGUUUUGUAUUUGAGAUGCACCAUUAAGAGGUCUAGUAACCAGACCUGUUAGGGUUUAUCAGAAAUUUAUAAAUAAGAUACAUUUUAUACAUUUUUGUAUAAAUAAUCUGUCUGAUUUGUGUGAGAAAUCAGUCAGCAGUUGUAAUGAUAUAUUUGUAUAAGCAAUAAAUGAACUGACGGCAGACGGAAUAUUUUAUGGAGGCUAUUUAUUGAUAAACUAAAUGAAAACUAGUAAGCUUACUCUUGGGGCUCUUUCACUUCAAUAAGGUUUAGAACAACAUAUGUAAAUUACUAGUUAGGUUUGCCUUUUUUGGCAUGUCUUUGACUAGUAACGCUGCAUUUUUGUCUUAAAAAAACAUUAAAACAAAUGAUUCAGAUACUU